AUGGACGGGAAGGCAAGACUGGGCGUCCGGAAUUGGGAUUUCUCCGGUCAGCAGCAGCCGCCAAGGAAUGUAGACCCGGCGCUCAAGCAGCCCUCUCCGGAUGCCGCACCACCUCACCAGCAAUCUGCCGCCGCCGCUGCUGCUGCUGCCCAACACGCUGCCUUCCUGAAGAUGAGUGCCUACCCAGACCGCCACUCCGUCCUCGCCGAGACCAACUACGGCCCCAUGGAUUUUGGGUGGGUUCCCCAGAGGAACUUUCUGGCAGCACCGCCCAAGUCUGACCUCAACUCCUCCCCCGGUGGCCAAGUCAACCUGGAGAUGGCCGCCGCCGCCGCCCCGGCAGCACCACCGCCCGGUGCCACCAGCAAGGCUGCCAAGAAGCAGAAGAAAGCUGGCCGUGUGGCGACAAAGAUCCUCCAGCCGAAGCCACCGAAGAAGCCACCACCGCCGCCAAGAAAGAAGGCGGCAGGUUCGGGCUCGGCAGCAGGGAAGCGCGAGAAGAAGAACCCAGAGAUCGCCUUGGAGGGUAUCACCUUUGACUUCUCCGGCGUGCCGUCCCCGGUUUGCUCGUGCACUGGUGUGCCACGGCAGUGCUACCGGUGGGGCGCCGCUGGGUGGCAAUCGUCGUGCUGCACCACCAACAUCUCAGAGUACCCGCUGCCGAUGAGCACCUUAAGGCCUGGGGCGCGACUUGCAGGGAGGAAGAUGAGCAUCAAUGCGUAUGGAAAGCUGCUCCAGAGGCUGGCUGUCGAGGGGUACGACUUAUCUACCCCCGUUGACCUCAAGCCCCACUGGGCCCGCCAUGGAACCAACAAGUUCGUCACCAUCAGGUAG
This is a messenger RNA of Spirodela intermedia, 834 nucleotides long. The record is from the annotation of a GenBank genome assembly. NCBI's taxonomy places the organism in Eukaryota, Viridiplantae, Streptophyta, Magnoliopsida, Alismatales, Araceae.